Molecule: messenger RNA, 2426 nt
Organism: Apis dorsata (giant honeybee)
Lineage: Eukaryota; Metazoa; Arthropoda; Insecta; Hymenoptera; Apidae
Gene: GlcAT-I
Product: galactosylgalactosylxylosylprotein 3-beta-glucuronosyltransferase I
Exons: 4
Coding region: 205-1248 (347 amino acids)
Biological process (GO): chondroitin sulfate proteoglycan biosynthetic process; carbohydrate metabolic process
Cellular component (GO): Golgi membrane
Molecular function (GO): galactosylgalactosylxylosylprotein 3-beta-glucuronosyltransferase activity
Source: RefSeq, a predicted model, not a curated record
UCGCAGCUAUAAUUAAACUGUUAAUAAUACAUACAGUUGGAUGUUGUGAUUACUUUUCAAUUAAUAUUCGAUAUUAUGAGAUGACAUAUAAUAUGUCCUUGUAUUCGAGGUUAGAAUAUAUUAUAAAUCUAUAGAAGAUUAUUACUAGUUAAAUACAAUCGGUGAUUGUAGAAGAAUAUCAUCAGAGUGUCAUGGCGUGACAUAAUGACAGAACGUACAUUUCUGACCGACGAAUUCGGUACUAAAUUUAAUAUGUGGGGUGGAUUUCGUUAUAACAGGGGCUUCCUAAUAUUGUUCCUGAUUCAUGUUAUUGCAUUUCAAUGUUUUAUAUAUUAUCAAGAGCGUUAUAAAUGGCAAGAAUUAAGAAACACGCUGGAGUCAAUAAUUGUUGAACAACGAGAUAUAUAUGGGUUAACAUAUAGUGUAAUUAAGAGAUUAGAGGGACAUAAUAUGCUCAAUGGAGGAAAACAGGAUCUCACAAAGAAACCUACUAUUUAUGCCAUCACUCCCACAUUUACCAGACCUGUACAAAAAGCUGAACUAACACGAUUAUCGCAGACGUUUUUGCAUAUACCAAAUUUUCAUUGGAUCGUUGUCGAAGAUGCGGAAAGAAAGACGAAUCUUGUUACACGAUUUUUAGAGAAUAGUGGUUUAAUUUAUACGCAUUUAUCUGCAAUAACUCCACCUAAUUAUAAAUUAGGUCGAAAUGAUCCGAAUUGGAAAAAGCCGCGUGGAGUCGAACAACGAAAUGCGGCAUUACGAUGGCUUCGAGAAAAUCUUAAAUUAACUGACAAAGGAAUAGUAUAUUUUGCAGAUGAUGACAAUACGUAUUCGAUUAAAUUAUUUCACGAGAUGGAAAAAAUAAAUAAAGUCGGCGUUUGGCCAGUGGGUUUAGUUGGUGGUUUAAUGGUUGAGAAACCGAUAUGUGAUAAUAUGACUAAUACAAUAAUUGGUUUUAAUGCUGCCUGGAAGCCAGAUCGUCCAUUCCCAUUAGAUAUGGCAGGUUUUGCAAUCAAUUUGCAACUUUUAUUAGAAAAUAAAAAUGCUGUUUUUUCAUAUGACGUUCAAGGUGGAUAUCAGGAAAGUGAAAUUUUGUCUCAAAUCAUCACUAGAAAGGAAUUGGAACCAUUAGCAGAUUGUUGUACAAAGGUGUAUGUAUGGCAUACACGAACAGAACCGCCACAAUUAAAUGUGGAACAAAUGUUAAUAAAGAAAGGUAAACAUUCGAAUAUAGGGAUUGAAGUGUGAUAAUAAUAUUAGAUUGUAGUAUAUGUUGCAAUUAAAAGAGCCUACAAGGUUAGAUACAUAAAAAUAUUGCAAAAGUAAAUAUUAUUACGUUCGCUAUGUUAUAAAAAAAAAAUAAAUUUUAUAUACAUUUUUCAUUAACAUUCAGCUACGUAUUUUUAAAGUAAGAAAAAAUGCAGUGCCAUGACAGGUAAUAGCUUAUAAUUACAUAUUCGAUAAGGAUAUUAUAGAUAUAUAUGAUACCAAUGAAUUUUAGAUAGAAUAUGUUUAUUAAUGCAUGAUAACAUGGUGGCCUGAAUGACAUAUUUUUAAGCUUUAUUUUAAUCUAUAAAUCGAUCGCUUUUUAUACUUUUAACGCGCCUAUUAGUACGAGUUCCUUUUAUUUUAUACCGCAAAAUGCGCGUUAAUUUUUAAAAAUAUAAAGAAGAAAUAGUGCUCGAAUAAAUAAAAUUUUUACGUUAAAAAAAAAUGGAAUAAAAAAAAUGUCCAGACGUGAAUCAUUUGACCUUAAAAAUGUUCUUUAUCCUUUAUUAGUCGAGUACGUUUCCUUGACGCGUACAGAAAAAGCAUACAUAAAAAAUAUGCCUUAUACCUACGAACUUUAAUAAUAUUUGUAAUAUUUUUUAAAUUGGAAGAUGCGCAAUAAUACUUUUCAAGGGAAGCUACUUGGGUUACGGAUUUUGGCAACGAAUAUAAAAUAGCUAGAUAGAAACAUGUCUUUUCCUUCUCAUCAAAUUGCCAAUUUUUGAUUCGAUGAGGAAUUAAAUACUGUAUAACGAUUACAAUGAAUAAUCCUUCAUUUUUUUCUUUUUUUUCGAAUAUAUAUAUAUUUCUCGUGUAUAAUCGUGUACUCGUUGACUUAUAAGCUAAUAAGUACUAUAUAUUUGGCAAAACUCUGUGUUUACGGUACGUAAAAAAGCUACCAAUGCAGAAAGUGUGUUCGCAAGUAAGGAUAAUUUUUAAUUUAUUUUUUUUUAUAGGAUAUAACUUUUUUAAAUAAAUAUACACAUGAUUAAUUAUUAUUUGCAAUUCAUAUUUACUAGUCUUUUUGUUUCUCUUUUGUUUUGCGAACGCACCUUCCAAUCUCGCAUACAACAUUCUAAUCUUACCAAACUCUUUUAAACUUAUUUCCAAUAUUUCUUAAAGUUUAGGAAAAACGUUUACAAGCAUUUACAAAAACU